UGAUUCAUAGCAGGAACCAUGUGAACUAAGUUAUUAUCGACUCUUACAGUUGCUUGCUUUGUUAAAAGAAAAUGAUGCACAACCACGCAAACCCACCACAUGAAGGAAGGUCUCCUAACUUCCUGAUUUAUAUAUGAGGUGUCUCUGGUUUCAUAUGUGCAUACGAUUUCUUCAAUCUACCAUUUUUCUAAGUUGCAGAUACCCUUCUCUAAAUUUCUCCCACUUAUAAAGAAAAUUUUUUUGUACUCCCAUUUAUGCCAAAGGCCAUGAAAGUAGACCAGCUUAGCCAGAAAGAAGAAACCAGAAUCAACGCACAGCCAAAUAUACUUAUGAAGAAAGCGAGAACGCUUCCAGUUUAUGUUUGCAGAAACAUAUGGAAGGUGGGAAAAGAUGACCCAAGGAGGGUCAUCCAUGCUCUCAAGGUUGGCGUAGCCUUGACGCUGGUUUCCUUUCUGUAUUUGUUGGAAACUCUCUUUGAGGGAGUUGGGCAGAAUGCAAUGUGGGCAGUGAUCACAGUAGUUGUAGUGCUUGAAUUCACUGCAGGUGCAACUCUGUGCAAGGGUUUGAAUCGAGGGUUUGGGACACUCUGUGCUGUUUCUUUAGCAUUUUUCAUAGAAUUCAUGGCAGAAGAAACUGGAAGAGUUUACCGUGCGGUUUUCAUAGGUGCAACAGUGUUUUUAGUAGGCUUCAUGUCAACAUACUUGAGGUUUUUUCCAUUUAUAAAGAAGAACUAUGACUAUGGAGUGGUAAUUUUUCUACUAACCUUCAAUCUGAUAACGGUAUCUAGCUUUCGCGUGCAAAAUGUGCUGCAUAUGGCACAGGAACGCCUCUACACCAUCGCCAUUGGCUGUGGUAUCUGCCUCUUAAUGAGCCUUUUGAUAUUCCCCAACUGGUCAGGAGAGGAUCUCCAUAGGUCUACAGCUAGAAAAUUUGAAGCAUUAGCAAAAUCAAUUGAAGGUUGCAUAGACGAGUAUUUUCACGACAAAGAUGAUAAAGUCAGUGAGAAUAAAUUAGACGGUUCAAUUUACAAAGGUUACAGGGCAGUCUUGGAUUCUAAAUUUAGUGAUGAGACUCUUGCAUCCUUUGCAAGCUGGGAACCCAGGCCCACUAGGCACUGCCACAAGUAUCCAUGGCAACAAUAUGUAAAGCUUGGCACAGUUCUUAGACAUUUUGGGUACACUGCUGUGGCUCUUCAUGGCUGCCUGCAAUCAGAAAUCCAGGCUCCCAAAUCUGUAAGAUUACUGUUCCGAGACCCAUGCAUGCGAGUUGCAUCAGAAGUGUCCAAGGUUCUAGUUGAGCUAGCUUAUAGCAUAAGUAACCGCCGCCUAUUCUCUCAUGAUGCUCUCUCAGACCAUCUCCAUGAAGCCUUGCGGGACCUCAACUCAGCAAUCAAAUCACACCCACGUCUCUUCCUUGGUUCAAAAAAUGGCCGCAAGGUAACAGAAACAAAGCACGAUAAGGCUUCUUCAGCUGUUGCCUUGCCUUCACUUAAAACUGAUACAUCAGUAAUGCUACAAUGGAAGAGCAAUAGGAUUGCAGACCAACCAAAGAAUUCAUCUGAGCAAAAACAACUAAGACCAACGCUAAGUAAGCUUGCAAUAACCACCCUUGAGUUCUCAGAGGCACUUCCAUUUGCAGCCUUUGCUUCCUUGUUAGUUGAGAUGGUUGCAAGGCUGGAACUUGUUAUUGAGGAGGUAGAAGAACUAGGAAGGGCUGCAUAUUUCCGAGAGUCUACAGCCAGUGAUGAAUUAACAAUCAAGGUUAAAAUAGACAACAUGAGGCAAGACGAAAAUUCUCACGAUUUACAUACACACGAGGUGCACCGGAUAGUUGACUGAUGAGGGUACAAAAAUCAAAUCAGAUAGUGUCGCCAGGGGAGGUGGACAAGUCAUUGCAGAAUUAUUGUUUUUUUCUGUAAGUCUGCUGAAAUUCUUCCACAACUUUUAGUUGAAGUGUGUGGAUUUGCUAGUUAUUGCAAUAAACCUGCCAAAUAUGUUUCAGAUUAAUCCGUUGAACUCAUCCACUCAUUAUUACCGUCUAUGUUGGAAUUCAGUUCAGAAUGGUUUCUUGCAGUCCUGUUAAAAAGACACAAAAUUUCUUUAAAUAGUUAGCCGGUUUACCAGUCAGAAGAUAAAACUAUAUAUUGUAUCAUAUUUAGAAAUACAGCCUUAGUAAUGUAUUGCUGAUAUAUAAUCCAAACUUAUCAAUAGAGAGAAAUGCUGAAGUAAUCACAUAUUCCAAACUUAA
Dendrobium catenatum is the source of this 2247-nucleotide messenger RNA. RefSeq names its product aluminum-activated malate transporter 12-like. Gene Ontology annotation, biological process: malate transport. The record is from RefSeq and is a predicted model, not a curated record. Bases 255 to 1838 code for a protein of 527 amino acids. The transcript is spliced from 6 exons. Gene Ontology annotation, cellular component: plant-type vacuole membrane. Lineage: Eukaryota; Viridiplantae; Streptophyta; Magnoliopsida; Asparagales; Orchidaceae.